This is a messenger RNA of Guillardia theta CCMP2712, 1668 nucleotides long. RefSeq lists its product as hypothetical. Gene Ontology annotation, cellular component: nucleus; histone acetyltransferase complex. Lineage: Eukaryota; Cryptophyceae; Pyrenomonadales; Geminigeraceae. The transcript is spliced from 17 exons. Bases 1 to 1668 code for a protein of 555 amino acids. Gene Ontology annotation, biological process: chromatin organization; regulation of DNA-templated transcription. The record is from RefSeq and is a predicted model, not a curated record.
AUGUCUCGGAUGACUGAGAGGCAGAUCUUGAAGAUGAGCUCUAUGGAGUUCGAGAUCCGAAAUGCUCUGGGCAACAUGGGGUUUUCUGCAGACGACAUCUCUGCUGCCAUCAAGAAGACGGGAGGGAAGAGCGUCGAAGCAGCCAUGAGCGUCUUGCUGAAAGAUGAACGGAAUUCUCAGAGAAGCAGCAAGAAGCAGAAGACAGAAGCGAAGCAGACUCCUCCCAAGAAAUCACCGAAGAAGAGCAGUAACGAGAAGCGUUCCAAGAAGAAAUCGAGCAAGCCUCAACGGUCAGCGUACGAAGUUUUCUUUCUGCAGAAGAAAGAAGAGUUGAUGCAGGAAAUGAAGGAAAUAACAUUUGGAGAUCUUAAGAAUCGCAUUGACAAGGCCUGGAAUGGUCUUUCACAAGAAGAAAGACUGCAGUGGAAAGAGGAGGAGGAGAAACCAGAUAGUGAUCAUGACGAAGCCAAUUUUGAAAAGGCACAUAAUGAAGAUGAUCAAAAUAUGGCUUCUCCAGCUGAACAAGGGGGACAAGAUGACCAAGAAUCAGGAGGAAUCAUGGAAUUUGACGAAGUUGCAGCUUCAACGAGCACAGAACCACCGAAACAACUCGAUAUUGGAGAUCAAGAGAGAACUUUAACUGGCGGAGAGCUGGAUGACCAGGAAUCAGAUAAAAAUCAAGAGCGUUUACACACUCCUGUGAAGUUGGAAGUAACAACACAGUCUAAUGUCUCGAACGAAAACAAUGAGAAGAGCAAAAAUCUAUCGGAAGAACCAAAUACAGCAAACGAAACGUACGAAUUGGAGGGGUAUGACGAAGAGACGAGUGCAGGGAAAAAGUCCUCGAAGAGACCGAAGUCGCAAGAGAGAAUUAUCUUUGGAAGUGCACGGCAGAUGGCGAUUGCAGCAGCAAAGGAAGAAAUGCAACAAGAGAUGGAGAAAAAAUUGAAAGAACAAGUCCAGCAGGAAGAAACCAAGAAGAAACCUGUAGCUUCGUCCAAAAUCAAAACUGAAAACUCGACAAGAGAUCCUGCAAGGAAGGUUGAAUCAUCAUCAACGUCCUCUACCAUCCCAAGAAUAAAAGCUUUGGACUCACAUGAUGUUGAUCCUGCAUGGAUGGGGUUUGUUUACGACGAAGGCCUUGAUUCGAAUUUACAAGGACCUGAUUGUUUUGCUGAAUCUACAACUCUACAACUAAAAUCGGCGGUUGCAAGUGAAAGGAUAGAAAAAGAUGAAACAUUGGAAAGCUCUGAAGAAAGAAAAUUGAAACCAAGACUUCGGGGAAUGUAUCUCUCGGACAUCAUCAACAAGAUCUUGAUCAGAGAUUGGCAACAAGUGGUGACGAACAAGAAGCUUUACAAGUUGCCCCGAGAAAAAAGCCUAAGGGAAAUCUUGACGCUGUUCUCUUCUUGCGCAUCGAAGGACGAUAUUGACAGAAGAAACAAAUUUGCACAAAGAGAUCAAGAAAAUUCUCAUCCUUGCGAUGUCUAUGGAGGAGAACAUCUCGCACGCUUGCUCGCCAAACUUCCUGAGUUCCUCACCAACACUGAGAUGGACAAGAGCAAAGCAAGUGAAAUCGUCGAGCAGUUUCGAGAACUUGUAACAUUCAUAGAAAAGAACGUGAGUGCGAUCAUCGAAGGAGGUGAAGCAAUCUUGAGAAUUUUUUGA